Molecule: messenger RNA, 6699 nt
Organism: Strigops habroptila (Kakapo)
Lineage: Eukaryota; Metazoa; Chordata; Aves; Psittaciformes; Psittacidae
Gene: TAGAP
Product: T cell activation RhoGTPase activating protein
Exons: 11
Coding region: 3583-5664 (693 amino acids)
Biological process (GO): regulation of Rho protein signal transduction; signal transduction
Molecular function (GO): GTPase activator activity
Source: RefSeq, a predicted model, not a curated record
CAGACAGAGACUGUUUUCAGAGAGGAAAAUCCCAAAGAAACAUACUAAUCUGAUAAAUGGGAGAAAAGGUAAAGCUGAAACAAAGUACAAGUAAACCUUUAAAAGAUAAUGGAAAGAGAGAACAAAAUCUUCUUUUCAAGCUUCAGCCACCACUGAACAGGGAAAUGAACAUGGUGGCAUGCAGGUACCUUCUCUACAUACUCCUUACCUCUGUGCAGCGACUGCAGAUCUGAAAGGCAGGGUUCAGAGCAGGCACGCACAAGCGGAAUAAGCAAAUGUGGCCAGAACAGAACCUGGUCUGCAUGGCAGCCACAGUAAUUAAUGGCCAACUUUGCAGGACCAUAGGCUUGAACAGAACAGCCUGGCCUUCAAGCCAAGCUGUCUCCAACAAUGACCUGAUAUAGCUGAACUCAAUCUCAAAAGCAUUUUUCCUCCCCCCACCCCAGUUUCGCUAGCAAGUGAUCCCAGCUCCUGCUUGCUCUGGAGAGUGGGAAUUCCUCUUUUAUUCCUGGUCUGGAAAGGGUGCUGUGCUUUUGCAAAUGUGGAGGCAAGGACCUGGCUGUCCUGGUUCCAGGGGCGAUCGAUAGCUAUCGGUGCACCCUAGUUGUGCCGGUUGGUGUUGGUGCCUGAGGCCAGCUUGCCCUGCCCCACAGCAACACUAUCCACAUGUCCCCGCAGCAACAGCAGCAGCAGCAGUGAUAGUCCUGCUUGCCCAGAGACCUCUUGGUUCCCUGAGGCAGGAGGCAGAGCCCAUGCCAUAAGAAGCAUUUGCUUUCUGAACUCCUCAUACGGUAGUCACGCUUUAAAACGGGACAGCAAUACAAACGUGUUUAUAUAAAACACUAACACAGCAGCUGUUGCUAGUAGCAACAAUAUGGCAAUCACCGGCUAAUAUGGAGAUGUUUGUUUCAAAUUUAUCAUCUUGAUUUUGAUGGGUUGCCAAAACUUCACAGAAGAACAUUUUAUUUUGCUGUGCGUGGAUGUGCAUGCGCAAGGACAGGGCAUGACAGCAAAUAACUCUCCCAAAAGUACAGGGUCAAAUUUGCGCAGGGGAGUUUAACUGUAGCCAGCAGAGUUGUGCUUGGAAGGAUUUUCUUUGUCUGAUGCUCCUUUUGCCUGGAGGAUGGAGUCCAGGUGUAUGGUCAUAAAUGCUCCCAUUCAUGGUUAAUUUAGUGGUGAUGAUCUGGUUACAGGUAGUUCUACUUAUUACUUAGGAAGCAGGUACAACACAGGAGUGACAAACUCACAAUGGCAUCACUAUGAUGAACAGUUUGGGGAUAUUCCCAUCAUGCCACUGGGGCUUGGAGGCGGCCAAUUGGAGGUGAACAAUGGGGAAAUUCCAGCUACUCCUGGUUGUUCCUCCUGGGCGUCUAUGGUGACAGCCAUGUUCAUGGCCAUGGGCGCUUUCUUAUGCCUGGAACAGCUCCUGCUCUACCAGGGGAGUUGUAAGGUCUUGCCACUCCUGAACCUGGCUUUCUUCUCUAGUUUUUGUAUCAAAGGGGCACAUACAAAAUGAAACCCAAAACUACACCUGGGCCAAGUUUUCUUGGUCUUAUUUCAGGCUGCCUCCUAAGCCAUUGGCAGUCUGCAGAUCACCUUUUGUGUGAAAGUGAGAUGACUUACUUAUGCCUGAAAAGGCAAGUUAGAAUUCAAUGUGAAAUCCAGGUUAUCUCUGGUUUCCACUGAUUCUCACUUUCAGAUCUGAGAUAAUUUUGAACCUGAAAUUCAAAGCAAAAGAGAAGGUGUAAAAGCAGAAGAAAUACAAGCCUACAUCAACCAAAAUCAGGAAGAAAACAUUUGUAUUAAUCCUGAAAAGCAAAGCCAAGAUGCACACCUUUCUGGAUUCAGUAAGAAAUUCAGUAAAAAAAGUAAUCUAUCCCUGAGAACUUGGAAGAAAAGCACCAUCUCAGUUCCUGAUUUGUGAAUGGAGAACAUAAAGAAGCAAAAUAAGUGAGAAACCUGCUGGAGUAACAAAAAAAGCCAGUAGCAUCUCACUUUUCAAUACUAUUUGAGUUCCUUCAACCAGAAAUCUUGAAAAGAAUAGAAUUCAGACUUAAUUACAUACAUUCUCUACUAUCUGGUUGUUUAUUGUAAGAAAGCAGAGAUUUAGAUCUGCAUCAGUCAGAAAUGAUGGGCAACUUCGAUUCCCGAGUGCCUUUGAGCUGGCCACCUCAGGGAGCCCAAGGAAGGAGUGAUUCCCAAGCACCGCCAAGCUGCAACAGCAACCUGAGUUCAGGCACAGCUGAACACCAGCACAGACCCUUUGGGAAAAUGGCCUAUAUGCACCCACCCUCCACAGCUAAAAAACUACCCAUCGAAAACAGCCACCUGAUGAUGAGUAAAAAACUCCAGAGCUGCCAACUGAGUGUUGGAGGGGCACCCAUGAAAGAAUAAAGAAACCAUCCUGCAAAUGCAACCAAAAGGGUGUUAUGGGAAGGGCACAGAUUACACUUUGGGAUGUAUUUAUGGUAUUAUUUUUGAUUUGUAACUUUUUCCUAUGCAAUAGUAAUCCAGUGUGUAGAAAGGUGGUGCAAUCUAACUCACAUUGCAGUCUAACCUGGAUAUCUAUUUAAGGAUAGAAAUUGGCUGAACAGAGCUGUGAAACACUGUGUGGGCUUCACUUUCCAAAGGCAGGGUUAGCAUGACCUGACUAAAACUGCAGUAGUUCAGCACCAGCUGGGUUGAUGGAUCUCACUCUGAACUGUUACAAGUAGGAGGUAGGGACUGGUCUGAUGAAAAUUCAGGCAACCCUCUUUUCUGUGAUCAAACCCUAAACUGGGCCUAUGCAAUCCACAACACCUCUGGAGAGUAGUAAAUAAUCCGAGCUGCCUUCAGUAGCCAUGUAGAAAUGCAACCUGUUCCCAGCAACCCACAUGCCACCCUGUUCUUGGAAUCCAUGGACAGACAGUGCAGAGGUCUCCUUUCCAAAAAAAAAAUACCCAAACAACACAACAACCCUCUGACUUUGGUAGAACUGCUUUCCUUAUUUUCAUAAACAUUCCUAUUGUCCCCCAGCGAGGCUGCAGUUGUGCCAGUGAAGAAUCCAUUUUCCAUGCAGAGAGGCACUGAUGGAGGCUCUUUCUGUACUAUAUGAACACAAAAGAGUCACUGCUCCAGGCGUGUCCUACUGUCCCCUCCUCACAGCUGCACUCCUGCUGUGCCCUUGAUGGUACAACAACAGGGCAAAGGCGAGUUUCAGGAUUUAUUUUCGCUCCCUCAUUUGUAAGAGUCAGCAUGUUAAACAUUUGUAGUAGAAAUAAAAAAGUGAGCUGUGGCUGGGAUUUUCCCAUCUGUGGUUUGAUAAAUUCCAGCCACAGCAGAUUUGUUCUUUUGUUCUUUUGUUUACUAUCAGCUUCCAAUUCCUUUCUCCUCCCAAGUGAUGCUGCCCCUUCAUUGCUGGAGUCCUUCACUGAGCCACAGUGCAAGAGGAGAGAGGAGAAAACAGGAGAAAAUGCCUAGCUUGACUGUCACUCACACAAAGGCUCACGGGAGGUGAAGGAGUUCUGGCUGGACUCACUCCUUCGGCAAACAAAAGGACCAAAGGAAAGCAGAGUGUCCAGAGCCCCCCCGAUCAAACUCCUAAUGAAAGUGUUAAGCAGCUGUAAUACUUCAAAGACACUAAAUGCUGGGAACAUGGAGAGUCUGAUUGAGCGCCCGUCAGAAGCUGAUACCAAGAAAUGCCCCCCGCUGGUCCCAGCAGAUACUGAAGAUGGACUUUGCCACUCAACUGCACAUGGAACAAAGAAAAGAAAGAAGGUGAUACCACAGUCUUUUACUCUGAGACGAAGCUCUGCCAGUGGGAAUUCUGCAGGGCAGCUCGACUCGGGUGCCAAAAUCGCUCUGUUUGGCCAGCCUCUGGCAAUUAUCUGUGGGGAAGAUGACACACUGCCGCAGCCCAUCCAGGAUCUCCUUGCUAUAUUGUAUAUGAAAGGACCUUCCACUGAAGGGAUAUUCAGAAAAGCUGCCAAUGAGAAAGCACGAAAGGAGUUGAAGGAGGACCUAAACAAAGGCGUGAAUGUUGACUUGAAAAGCAAAUCUGUGCACCUGCUGGCAGUGGUCUUGAAGGACUUCCUCCGAAAUAUUCCCUCCAAACUCCUGUCAGCCAACCUCUAUGAGAAGUGGAUACAAGCUCUGGAGAAGCCAAGCAAGGAGUUAAAAAUUGAAGAAUUGAAAGAGGUGGCUGACAAACUGCCUAGGCCAAACCUGGCCUUGCUCAAGCACUUGCUCUCUCUGCUCCACCACAUCAGCCAAAACGCUGAGACCAACAGGAUGGACUCCAGCAAUCUGGCCAUCUGCGUGGGCCCAAAUAUGCUGAGCCCUGACACAGACAACACGAUCCCGCUGGAAGUGCAGAAGGAGAUGAAUGACAAGGUGACAGGGUUGGUGGAGUUCCUCAUAAACAACUGCUCAGAAAUAUUUGGGGAGGACACUGCCUUGACUGUCUGCGCCUCAGUUGAGUCACUGGAGCACACAGACAGCUCCACAGAAUACCUAUGUGCUGCUCAUCAGAAUGACUCUGCCUAUGACAGCCCAGAUCCUGAAGCUGAAUGCAGCCCUAGUACCUCUCAGGUGGAGCAGCCCAAAGGGAGGAGCACUAGUGUGAGCAGAAGAUACCCAACACGUACCUCUGGCUCUUCACUGACUAAUUUCAGAGAUGACAUCAGCACGAUGGACAGGAGGUACUCAGAGCCAGAUCUGUCCUUCCAGAACCGCCUUGAAGGCAGGAUAAGGAAUCAGAAGCUAAACAAAAGUGAGGACAGUUUUCCAGUUCAGCAUAAACAGCUAGGUUUGGAGGCACUGGAGAAACAGCUUGCAACCUUACCUUCGCAAUUAUCAACUGACUCUCUACCCAAAACAUCCUCCAGUUGCUCCCUGGAGAGCUCUGAUGGCUCAGUCUUCACGAGCUCCCCAGUAGUUUCACCCUCUAGUCCCAAAAAAACCUUUUUAAACAGGCCCCAGUCCUUUUCCACCAAGGCCACUGAAGACUGCAGUACGCCUAGCAGAGAGAUCAAAAAGCAUUCCAUGUCAUUCUCUUUUGCAAACCGCAGGAAAACACUAAUAAAAACCCAGAGUUGGGGGCCUGGAAAAAACAUGUUUUUUCAGAAAGACGGUUUCACAAAGAAAGAAGAACAGUUCUCCUGCAGGGUUGUCCAGGAGAACAGCCCUGAUGAUGACAAACCAUUGCCUGUGGAGCAUCAGCCAAGGCCCCGUUUCAGGUCAGCUGAUGAAGUGUUCAGAGAGGUAGACCAGAGGAAUCCUGGAAGACCACCCUCUUAUGAAGAGGCUACUAAAAACUGCCUGGCCACUAAGGUUCCCUCCCACAAUCUUACGGUUCAAACUAUGAGAUUAAAAAUGUCAAACCAGGACACUUUGCUGCCUCAUCCAAGCAGCAGCUGUGCACAGGACACAGCAUGUAUGUCUUUCAGGGAUCUACCCAGUGCCAGAGUUUCCGCAGUGAAGAAUUCUGACAUGGAAACUGCAACCCUCAGCGUCACUGUGGGAAUAAACUCCCGUGUGAGUUUACCUGUGACCCCGGGAGUCUACCGAUUGAGAGCCAUGUCUGAAUCCUGUCAAAAGAACAAACUGGAGUAUGUGGCUCGGAGGUGCAGCCAGCCGGUUUUUGAGGUAGACCAGAUCCAGUAUGCCAAGGAAUCCUACGUUUAAAAAGCCUAUCCCUCCUCUUUGUACUGUACAAAGUAAAUACUGUAAAAACAGACAUCUUGCUUAUUCCUUGUAAGAUUUACUUUCAAGAGACCAAGAAUAAGCUAGCUCUGCAUGAACUUUUUUCUUUCCUUGAGGCUCUCUUGAAGUGUCUGUCAGCUUGACAUGUCACAUUCUUUCACCACAAGAGGUGGUGGUGGGGAAGACCUGUGUAUUAUGUAAAAAUGUAAGUGAAUAUGCUGUACAUAACCUGUUGUGUGGGAAAACUAGUUAUUAGUUCAUAGAGUGUUGUAUUUGUAUGCCUGAAAGGACAAUUAAAAGGUUGGUGGGUCCAAAACCUGUCCCACGAUCCUUUUCUUUUUUUUAUGGUCACAGACUCCAUGCCAUUUGUCAUGUGUGUGUGCCAGGCUGGUGCAAUGCUUUGCUGAUUAUCUGCAUUAAGAAGUGGGCUUCUGCAUUAAGAACUGGGGAAGAGCUGUUCUACCAUCAAAGCCACUUCAGCACUCUUCCAUAAACCCCCUGUACCUGCUGCAAUACCCUCUUCCUGCUUGCUGGUGAUGAGAAUGAUCUGACCACUAACCAGCACUAGCAUUGUAUACCAAGCCUGGGUUUAGAGGGUCAUUAUGGGGAUGUAUCAAGUAAACCCCAUGGGGCCUGAGGUGUGUUUCGUCUACAUAAACUGAACAGGCUAAGCAGGAAGAAAGAAAGAGCAUCUUCAGGUUUGGUUUUAUAAGCGGAAAAAAACCCCAAACAACAAAAACUCCUGUAAGGAAACAUUCUGGAUUCCAGCUUUAAAUAGUUAAAGCUACAGCUCAUUAAAAAAAAAAAAAAAAAAAAAAAAAAGGAAAAUAAGAGGUAGUGUCCUUAUAACCUUGUAAAAUUGACUGGAAGUGCAAUGUGUUUUUACAUGUAGGAACUUGUUUUGGCUAGCACUUAGCUGUCCUUUUAUGGCUCAGCACAGCCUUGAACCAGGAGCAGGGAGACUUUUGUUUUUCUCCUGUGGAACUUCACUACAAUAAAACAUUUUUAUGCAUGAAU